UUUCCUUUAUAUAUAGCGAGAGAGACUGUUGGAAAGAAAAUAAGAAAUAUCCGAAAAAAAAAAAAGCGAGAGGCAGCGGGAGAAAAAACCAAAAUAAUCAAAGCUUAACCUUCAACGUUUCUUUUGAUCGGCUCAUCAAAUUCUCAAACCCUUCAAACUGAGAUUCUUCCGUCGAUUUGAAUCAAACUUCAAUCCGAAGAACAAAUAUUCUCUUUCUCUUAUGGCGGAAGAGCACAAAUUGGAAGCUCCAGAAGGACACCGUCUCUGCGCCAACAACUGCGGAUUCUUUGGCAGCCCAGCGACCUUAAAUCUCUGUUCCAAAUGUUACGGAGACCUCCGCCUCAAGGAGGAACAUGCCUCCUCCGCCAAGACCGCUGUUGAGAAAUCCCUCGCCCUCGCCCCCGCUUCCUCACCCUUCUCGUCUUCUUCGCUGUCAUCGUCAGCUCCUCUCUCCCCUCCCGCUCUAACUUUACCGGCGGCCGCCGCCGAUGAUCAACAAGCUACGUUGACCAUCUCGUCUACCACCACCGUCGCGUCAGCAUCGGAGCAGCUGUCACCACCGAUGGUGGUGUCGCAGCCGAAUCGGUGCUCGACGUGCCGGAAACGUGUUGGAUUGACUGGAUUCAAGUGCCGAUGUGGGACAAUCUUUUGUGGGAUGCACCGGUACCCGGAGAAACAUAGUUGCACCUUCGAUUUCAAGGCGCUGGGGAGGGAGGCCAUCGCUAAGGCGAACCCUAUCGUCAAGGCGGAGAAGCUCGAGAAGAUCUGACUCUGUUUCUGAUAUGAACAUGAUAUGUAAAAAAAAAAAAAAAAAACACAAUUGAAUCUAGCCUGGUCUGGUGGUCUGAUACAAAGAGGGCCAUUUGAUUAUGGGGGUGCUGGUGGUGGUGGUGGUGAGGCGAAGAGGGAUCUAUUCUCUGAUUCAAAUGUUAAGCUUAGAGAGAUGAAGUUUGAAGAUCUAUAGAAAUCGCCGGUAAUGCCGUCUAAUCGGAUUCCACCGGUGAAGGACGUGGAAUAGUAUUGGAGCUUUUUUUUUUUUUUUAUUGUGAAAAAAAAGAAAAAAUAAAAAACUGUGUUGUGCUUGCUCCGUUUGAUCA
Messenger RNA from Macadamia integrifolia, 1097 nucleotides. RefSeq names its product zinc finger A20 and AN1 domain-containing stress-associated protein 6-like. The record is from RefSeq and is a predicted model, not a curated record. The transcript is spliced from 2 exons. Gene Ontology annotation, molecular function: DNA binding; zinc ion binding. Lineage: Eukaryota; Viridiplantae; Streptophyta; Magnoliopsida; Proteales; Proteaceae. The coding region runs from base 221 to 769 and encodes 182 amino acids.